Arabis nemorensis is the source of this 354-nucleotide messenger RNA. The record is from the annotation of a GenBank genome assembly. NCBI's taxonomy places the organism in Eukaryota, Viridiplantae, Streptophyta, Magnoliopsida, Brassicales, Brassicaceae.
AUGGGUACGAACAAUACCAGGAUCGUUAUGCAAUUUGCGGUUCUUGCAAUGGUUUUAACCGUUGCAAUGAUGGUGAAAGAAGCUACGAGCAUUCGCAUAUGUAACAUCGACACAAACGAUAUGGAAAAAUGUCGUCCAGCCAUCACAGGAAUCAACCCGCCGCCUCCUGACAACGACUGCUGCGUAGUGGUCCGAGCCACUAAUCUGGAAUGCAUCUGUAGAUUCAAGUCUUAUCUCCCAAUUUUAGGGAUCGACCCAUCUAAAGUCGCGGCCCUCAUAGCCAAAUGUGGCGUUACAACAAUCCCUCGUACUUGCCGAGAUGAGAGUCUUACGUUUUAUCUUCACGCAGCUUGA